This is a messenger RNA of Mixia osmundae IAM 14324, 627 nucleotides long. RefSeq lists its product as uncharacterized. The record is from RefSeq and is a predicted model, not a curated record. Gene Ontology annotation, cellular component: delta DNA polymerase complex. Gene Ontology annotation, molecular function: DNA-directed DNA polymerase activity. Bases 1 to 627 code for a protein of 208 amino acids. NCBI's taxonomy places the organism in Eukaryota, Fungi, Basidiomycota, Mixiomycetes, Mixiales, Mixiaceae. The transcript has 2 exons. Gene Ontology annotation, biological process: DNA synthesis involved in DNA repair; DNA-templated DNA replication.
AUGGUCGGCAAAGCAAAGUUGAGGCGUACACCGUCAGCCGAGAAUGGUCAGACGACGCUCAAGUCGGCCUUCAAGUCUUCCAAGGCGACCAGCAAGGCACCCGGCAAGAAAGUCAUCUCGAGCCAGACGAAGCAAGCUAGCACGAUCAAGAAGGCACCUCUCACCCCAUCUAGACGUACGCAAGAUAUCGAGGAAGCGAGAGAGUCAGUCGGUGUCAGCCCGAAGAAGCGGUCACAGCUGUUGUCCCAAUCGGGUAGAGAGUCAGCGAGCAGCGUAUCCAAGAACUCGACCAUCACAUCUGUCUCUGGACCUGUGCCCGUCGGCCCGGAGCUCAACGUCAACGAUAGCAAGUAUGACGCCCACUUCAGGGUAGUCAAGGAUGAGUUCCUAGGCGGCAAGAAGCCAAUACACGGCGCGGAUCAGUCCAAGGUCGAGCAGAUACUGCGAUGCUUUGACAUGACGUUCGACUACGGUCCUUCGAUCGGCAUGACGCGCCUCGAGCGGUGGGAUCGCGCAGAGGCACUCGGCUUACAACCACCCGAGGAAGUCAAGGACAUCCUCCUCACCAAGCAAGGCAUCGAGAAAGCCAGCCUACGCGAGGUUGUCUUUGCCGACAUCCUGGCGUGA